Molecule: messenger RNA, 1523 nt
Organism: Dromiciops gliroides (monito del monte)
Lineage: Eukaryota; Metazoa; Chordata; Mammalia; Microbiotheria; Microbiotheriidae
Gene: RGS19
Product: regulator of G protein signaling 19
Exons: 8
Coding region: 599-1249 (216 amino acids)
Source: RefSeq, a predicted model, not a curated record
AGCCCCGGGGGCGACUCCGGAGCCUGAAUCUCUGUCCGCUGCGCGGGGAGCCCGGGAUCCCGAGAUCCUGAGACUCGGAGACUGAGAGACACUAAGAGACACCCUGAGAGAUCUGGGGAAACGCACCCCGAGGAGCACACGGUACCCGAGACGCUGAGAGACACGCAGACACCCCCAGACAGAGAUACUAAGGGACACACAAGGGACCCCCAGACACAGAGACUCUGAAGAAAGACUGAGAGACCCCUGAAACGUGGAGAGAGCACAGGCCGAGCUGUGGACGCCCCAAUGGAAUUCCCAGUCUGAAGAAGAACAAACCUGGGCCCUAAACUUGAGGAGCUCAUUGUCUUAAGGAUAGAGAAUGAAGGACUUCACCAAGAGUCUUGCUGAAAUCCAGACAUAAUAUGGCAUUCUUCUGACCUACCAGCCCAGGAACCCUAUCAAAAAGAGAAAUAAAGUCUCUGGCAAAACGUGUUCUGGAUGAAAAUUGUGAGGAGUGGCAGUGGUGCAGCAAGACAAGAAACAGAACGUCUAAGCAAAGAGUGUGGGCAUUGGGGCCCAAAGUGGCAGGAGCACUAGAGACAAAUACAGUCCAUUCAUGCCGACAGCUGAUGAGGCUGGGAAGCAGCAUACAGGGCCUGAGGAGGCAGACAGGCCCCCAUCUAUGUCCCGAAAUGACCCAGCCCCUCUGGCUCCUUCCCGGCCCAAUGCCUGCUGCUUUUGCUGGUGCUGCUGCUGCAGCUGUUCGUGGAAUGAAGAUCGGCAGCGGGCUUGGAAGACCUCUAGAGAGACCAGACUGGAGAGCAUCCCCAACUGUGAAACUUGCACCAAGCCCAGCCAAGAGGAGGUCCAGAGCUGGGCAAAGUCUUUUGACAAGCUAAUGAAGAAUCCUGCCGGCCGUAAUGUGUUCCGGGAGUUCCUUCGUACAGAAUACAGUGAGGAGAACAUGCUCUUCUGGCUGGCCUGCGAGGAGCUCAAGGGGGAAGGCAACAAGCAAGCUAUCGAUGAGAAGGCUCGGCUUAUCUACGAGGACUAUAUUUCCAUCCUCUCUCCCAAAGAGGUGAGCCUGGACUCCAGGGUACGAGAGGUCAUCAACAAAAAGAUGCAAGAGCCAUCAUCGCAUACAUUUGAUGAUGCCCAGCUACAGAUCUACACCCUCAUGCAUAGGGACUCCUACCCUCGCUUCCUGAACUCAGCCUUCUACAAAGCCCUGCUCCUCAGCACCUCAAGAUCCUCCUCUGAGUCUUAGGGCAGCUUCCCCUCCCCCUGGAAGGGAUGGGGGCAGCCCAGGCUCUUAGCUCUACAACACCUAGAGGGACAAGAUCUGGCCACUUUGGAAAAUGGGACCAGGGGGCAGUUAUGCCUAUGCCCCCACUCUUAGAGAAACCUCAAGUUUUUCCACACAGAAUUGUCCUCUGGCCCCUGAGGUCACUGCCCACUACCUGUACUACAGUGUUGGACCAAGUGAUCUUCACAACCUCGGGCCUGAUUUAUUAUUAAUAAUAACAGCUCCCAUUCCUAUA